AUGGAUUUUCAAGAUAGAUCAUCUUCAAGAAUUGCCACCGACAAGGUUGCCCUGUGGUUGAAACAGACAGCGGAAGAGCAUUUCCGUGUAAAAGUUACGGUCAAAUCCCGUGGUCGAAUUCUCGAUGCCGACGACUUUGUGAGGCUGGCAAAACGUAUCAAGGAAUGGUGGAGGCGCCAUAUCAAAAUCCCCGGCGACCUCCUAGAGCAGCUGCACUUGGCGAUAUAUGGGCGCCUUCAAGAUGCCUUCGCAUACGCCCCGAGGACGGCAGACGAAGAACCUACGCAGGAAUUCAUAAAUCACAUAUACUUUAUUCAGGUAUUGAUGGACGUCCAUGACAUCCUGACGUACCCGAGUUUGGACCAAAAGUUCAAUGGUGUGAGGCGAGAAGAUAGUGAGUGGGCGUGUGUUGUUCAUAUGUUUCAACCCUACGGCCGCUCCUUCUUACGUGAUUGGGGCUUGCAGAGGCGAGCUUGA
Molecule: messenger RNA, 477 nt
Organism: Aspergillus aculeatus ATCC 16872
Lineage: Eukaryota; Fungi; Ascomycota; Eurotiomycetes; Eurotiales; Aspergillaceae
Exons: 1
Coding region: 1-477 (158 amino acids)
Source: RefSeq, a predicted model, not a curated record